Molecule: messenger RNA, 2603 nt
Organism: Poecilia latipinna (sailfin molly)
Lineage: Eukaryota; Metazoa; Chordata; Actinopteri; Cyprinodontiformes; Poeciliidae
Gene: ppp2r5d
Product: protein phosphatase 2, regulatory subunit B', delta
Exons: 13
Coding region: 132-1727 (531 amino acids)
Biological process (GO): protein dephosphorylation; signal transduction
Cellular component (GO): cytosol; nucleus; protein phosphatase type 2A complex
Molecular function (GO): protein phosphatase activator activity
Source: RefSeq, a predicted model, not a curated record
GCUCCGGCAGCCAAUCGCAUUGGCCGUGUGGGGUAGCGGGCGCACGGAGUAGACUGACCGAGUGACAGCGUUUGAGUCCCGGGGAGGAGGAUCGCAGAGGCUCCGUGGGAGAAGUCAGCGCCGCGGACAAGAUGCCGAACAAGCCGAAGAAGGAGAAGGAAUCCAGCAAAUCUUCCAAAACCUCCAAGAACAGCAGCAGCGUGAAGGACGGCGGGCCGGAGAACCCGGAGGAGGUGCAGCAGCAGCAGAGCGGCAACAAGCGCGCCAGCUGCAGCACGCCGCCGCCAACGCAGCUCAACAAGAUCAAAUACUCCGGCGGCCCGACGCUGCUGAAGAAGGAGCGGCGCCAGAGCUCGACCCGGUUCAGCCUCACCAAGAACCGCGAGCUGCAGAAGCUGCCCGCCCUGAAAGAUGCCCCGCCCCCGGAGCGUGAGGAUCUGUUCGUGCAGAAGCUGCGGCAGUGCUGCGUCCUGUUCGACUUCAUCAGCGACCCGCUCAGCGACCUCAAGUACAAGGAGGUCAAGAGGGCGGGGCUUAACGAGAUGGUGGAGUACAUCACGCACAACAGCGAGGUGGUGACCGAGAGCAUCUACCCCGAGGCCGUCGUCAUGUUUUCCAUAAAUGUGUUCCGGACUCUUCCUCCAUCCUCCAACCCGACUGGCGCUGAGUUCGACCCGGAGGAAGACGAGCCGACGCUAGAGGCGGCCUGGCCUCACCUGCAGCUGGUGUACGAGUUCUUCCUUCGCUUCCUGGAGUCUCCGGACUUCCAGCCCAACGUCGCCAAGAAGUACAUCGACCAGAAGUUCGUUCUGUCGGUAAGACAUCACCUGGCCAGGUGGGGCUCCAGGUGGGGCUCCUGGUGGGGCUCCUGGUGGGGCUCCAGGUGGGGCUCCUGGUGGGGCUCCUGGUGGGGCUCCAGGUGGGGCUCCAGGUGGGGCUCCUGGUGGGGCUCCUGGGUGAUCAUGGGCCUGCUGAAGUUCUGGCCCAAAACCCACAGUCCGAAGGAGGUGAUGUUCCUGAACGAGCUGGAGGAGAUCCUGGACGUCAUCGAGCCGGCCGAGUUCGUCAAGGUGCAGGAGCCGCUCUUCAGGCAGCUGGCCAAGUGUGUGUCCAGCCCGCACUUCCAGGUGGCAGAGAGAGCGCUGUACUACUGGAACAACGAGUACAUCAUGAGUCUGAUCAGCGACAACGCCGCCAAGAUCCUCCCCAUCAUGUUCCCUGCUCUCUACAAGAACUCCAAGAGCCACUGGAACAAGACCAUCCACGGUCUGAUCUACAACGCUCUGAAGCUUUUCAUGGAGAUGAACCAGAAGCUGUUUGACGACUGCACUCAGCACUACAAGGCCGAGAAGCAGAAAGAGAAAUACAAGCUGAAGGAGCGGGACGAAGUCUGGAUGAAGAUCGAGGAUCUGGCCCGGCAGAACCCACAGAGCAAUAAGCUCCACCCCCUGCGGCCUGGACUCCACCCACAGGAAGAGUUCCUGAUGUUCAGCGAUGGCGGCAUGGCCUUCAUCUCCAUGGAGACAGAGACUCCGACAGCAGAGGACAUCCAGCUGCUGAAGAAGACGGUGGAGACGGAGGCGUCCCAGGGGGCGAAGGAGCUGCAGAAGGACAAGGCGCUGAUGCGCAGGAAGUCGGAGCUGCCGCAGGACGUUUACACCAUCAGAGCUCUGGAGGCGCAUCAGAGGGCCGAGGAGUUCCUCACAGCCAAUCAGGAGGCUCUCUGACCCCCAUGAGGCCCCGCCCUCUCCACGGCUCUGACCCCUGGUGGCCCGAACCAGUAGGACACUAGAAGCUCCGCCCGUCUGUCCAUGUGCCGUGUCUCAGCGCUCCACUGUGAUUGGACAUCACCCCACAAGCCACGCCCACAUCUCCCCUGAGGCUGCCGCGGUUCAGACCGCCACCGAGCGCCUGAACGCAUCGUCGGAGUCUACAGCAGGAGCCCAGAGGUGCGUCCUGAUUGGCUGCUCCAGCCCCACCCCCGUUAUGGGCUGCCCAGGUGUUGUCAUGGAAACUGUGGGGCCUUCAGGCUCCUGUUGUGCUCUACUGCACUUGAACGCAGUGUGGAUGAAUGUCCCUGUGACCUCUGACCUCACUUAGCCAAUCAGGUUUGGAUCUGCAUAGACGCAGUGAAUGUAGGCGUGGCCUCCGCCAGGGCUACCGCCAAUCAGGGCUUAGACCCAAACACCAGGAACCAAGCCCGGUUCUGAUAGUUCUGAUGGUCCAGUCACCACAGGAAGUGAUACGAUGGGUGCCGGUUCCUACAGGCAUUUCAGACAUGAGCUCUGAUUGGUCAGAGGAAACAAAUCGUUUAAUUAACCGGCUCUGAGGUGGGGGAGGGGCUUUGUGAUGUCAGGGAGGCCACACCCCCAUGGAGGCCACGCCCAGAGUGGCCACGCCCACAGCACAUCCGUUUUUUCUUCAUCGCUCUUCCAGCUGUUGAGCCGGCACGUCAUCAUCCCAUUGGCUGUGAUAAGCUCCGCCCCCACCACCCCCAUGUCGUGACACCACCAGGCGGCGCUGUUCCAGAUGUUUAUUGAGCAUCACACGGUGAUUUGUACAGAUGUUCAUGUACAGCAGAAAUAAAGCAGAUCCCGCCCCCA